Molecule: messenger RNA, 1212 nt
Organism: Striga hermonthica
Lineage: Eukaryota; Viridiplantae; Streptophyta; Magnoliopsida; Lamiales; Orobanchaceae
Source: the annotation of a GenBank genome assembly
AUGUCUGAAAAACCUCAAUCGCCGCAAGAAUCAGCCGUCGAUUACUACGCCGCUGCAGCUGGCGGAAAGCAAGAAUCUCCCCACCGGAGCAACAACGGCAUGAUCAUCCAACUCAGCCCUCAACCCCACAUCCACCACCUCCCCGACGGCGCCGCCACCCCCACCGCCGGCGACGACCCUGCCGCUGCCCCCAUCUCAAACAAUCAAACCUCUGCCAACCCGGCAUCUUCCUCGGGCCCCAAGAAACGGGCCGAGACCUGGGCCCAGGAGGAGACGCGGGCCCUCAUCUCUCUCCGCAAGGAGAUUGAUUUGCUGUUCAACACAUCGAAAUCGAACAAGCACUUGUGGGACAGCAUAUCUAUGAAGAUGAGGGGAAAAGGGUUUGAUAGAUCCCCAACGAUGUGUACGGAUAAGUGGAGGAAUUUGCUCAAGGAGUUCAAGAAAGCUAAACAGAGUAACCCAGAUGGGAGUGGUUGUGCUAAGAUGUGCUAUUACAAGGACAUUGAUGAGAUUAUGAGUGAGAGAAAUAAAAAUGGCCCCAGUUGGAAAAAUUCCGAGAUUUGUGUCGGGGGUGGUGGUUCUAAAGUGGAUUCAUUUAUGCAGUUUGCUGAUAAAGGUAUUGAUGAUGCCAGUCUUCCAUUUGGACCUGUCGAAGCUAAUGGCAGAUCGACCCUUAACUUAGAAAGGCGUUUGGAUCACGAUGGUCACCCUCUUGCACUGGCUGCUGCUGAUACUGUUGGAGCUAGCGGGGUUUCUCCAUGGAAUUGGAGGGAAACUCCUGGAACAGGUGAACAACCGAAUUCGUUCGGAAGGGUGAUAACCGUAAAAUUGGGUGAUUAUACGAAAAGAAUAGGGAUUGAUGCCAGUGCAGAUGCCAUCAAGGAAGCUAUCAAGUCUGCAUUCAGGCUUAGGACAAAACGCGCUUUUUGGUUGGAGGAUGAAGAAAAUAUUGUCCGCUCGCUCGACAGAGAUAUGCCUCUUGGAAAUUACACUCUUCACGUUGAUGAAGGCCUGACUAUUAAAGUUUGCGUCUUUGAAGAGACUGAUCCCAUGCCCGUGCACACGGUGGAUAAAACCUUCUACACGGAGGAUGAUUUUCGUGAAUUCCUCAAUCGACGUAGAUGGACCUCUCUAAGAGAAUACAACGGUUUCCGUAAUAUCGACAGCAUGGAUGAGCUAUGCCCCGGGGCAAUAUACCGUGGUAUCAACUGA